AUGAGGGCAGAUGGGGCGUACAUAUACCACAUCAAAUGGCUUGGGUAUGAAACGUCAUCGGAUCCUGAAAACUUCGUCGAAGAAAAGCAUAUGAUGUGUCCAGAUCUCAUUAGAGAUUUUGAAGUACAUGAACGACGAAAGAAAAAGAAACAUUUAGAAGAACUUCGAAGAAGGAUGAAGCAAAGGCAGGAAGAGGAAUUGAGAAAGACAAAACUGGCGUGCAGUAGCAGUUCAUCCGAUGAGGAAGACGACAACGUAUGUUUUACUACGCUUAAGUCUUUAUUAAAAAAUGUCAUUGGAUUUGUUGUUUUCAGAGACCGACCGAGAUUCGUACUGCGGGAUGAUCCUUAUGGCGGAUUCAAAUACAUUUCCAGGGAAUCGGACGGUUUCAAAAAAGGAUAUAAGGCCGUGAAAGUGAGCCUUGUGACAGAACAUCCUACAAGUGGUGACGUUGUGGGUGUUGUUGUAUUUACUCACCCCCAUCAUGGAAAUCAGCUCGCUCAGUAUGUACCCUUACGAGAAAUCCACGAGAAUGCACCCAUGGAGCUUUUUCGGUACUUUUCGGACGCCAAGGGCAAGGAUCGGAAAGAGCUUGCAUUAUCGUUAUUGCUGAAGAAAACUACCCAAAUGUAA
This is a messenger RNA of Angiostrongylus costaricensis, 633 nucleotides long. Lineage: Eukaryota; Metazoa; Nematoda; Chromadorea; Rhabditida; Metastrongylidae. The record is from the annotation of a GenBank genome assembly.